This is a messenger RNA of Dermacentor andersoni, 1308 nucleotides long. Its product is annotated as lysosomal aspartic protease-like. Gene Ontology annotation, cellular component: lysosome. NCBI's taxonomy places the organism in Eukaryota, Metazoa, Arthropoda, Arachnida, Ixodida, Ixodidae. Gene Ontology annotation, molecular function: aspartic-type endopeptidase activity. The record is from RefSeq and is a predicted model, not a curated record. Gene Ontology annotation, biological process: cell death; proteolysis.
AUGUGGCUCAACGCGCCUUCCGUGAUUGCGGAAGAAUUGGAAAACGAAAACAACGCAUGCCUUAUCCAUUGGCUAGACAAUUCCCCACAAACUUCUUUAUUGCUUCAUUUGCAAGAAAGGGGUAAUUCCUAUCUCUCUGCUUAUUGUCAAACCCGAAAUGAAAGCUGGGUACGCGUUCACGAAUAUAUCCUUAUCCUUCAGCUGCAUUACUACGGGCUCAUCAGUCUUGGCACACCCCCGCAACAAUUCAAGGUCAUCUUUGACACCGGUUCCGCGAACCUCUGGGUGCCAUCGAGCAACUGCCCCGAUACGCAAGACGGCUGCAAGAACAAGAGAAAGUACAACAGCGCUCAGUCGAGCACUUACAAGAAGGACGGCCGCAAAUUCCGUAUCGAGUACGGAAGCGGUAUUGUGGAGGGCAUCUACAGCACCGACGUUCUAAGCGUGGGAAAUGGCAAGGUUAACGCACAGACCUUUGCCGAGGCCACAAAGGCACAGGGUGCCAUCUUCAAAGCAGCCAAGUUUGACGGGCUUUUGGGUCUCGGUUACCCAGCUCUCGCCGAAGACAACGUCGUACCAGUGUUCGACAACAUGAUUAAGCAGAACCUGCUGCCCCUGCCGGUCUUCUCCGUCUACCUCAACCGAAACCCCAAGGCCAGUCCCGGAGGAGAGAUCUACUUCGGUGGCAUCGACUCCAAGCGCUACACGGGAGCCAUUACCUACACCAGUGUCACCAAGAAGAGCUACUGGCAGUUCAAAAUGCAAGGCAUGCAAGUGAAAAAGGACAAGAACUUCUGCGCUGGAGGGUGCGACGCUGUGGUUGACACGGGCAGCUCUUUCAUUGAAGGCCCCAAGGACGAGAUUGAGCGGCUGAACGCUUACCUGAGAGCCAAGGAGGAGCCUAGUGGAGAGUGGCGUGUGAAGUGCGCUAAUAUUCCGAAAAUGCCAAAGAUUUCCUUCACUAUUAGUGGAAAGGAGUUCACCAUGACUGCCGACCAGUACAUCAUCCAGAUUGAAACUCCAAAGAAGUUGAAGUGCUUCAGCUCUUUCGCAGUCUCUGACACUCCUACGAAGAAAUUCUGGGUUCUCGGCCAGGUGUUCAUCGGAAGCUUCUACAGCAUCUUCGACAGGGGCAGCGACCGCCUGGGAUUCGCGAUCGCCGCCUAACUGGCACUCCCGACGACAACCAGUGGCAAAGACAGACGACUUUAAUAGCGUGCGCGUAUAGUCCUAUUAAAAAAUAUAUUGUAAUUGCAGAAAAGAGAGAUAGAGAACACAUUGACACGAUGCUAUUGCAAGAAAUAUAUG